This is a messenger RNA of Lates calcarifer (barramundi perch), 2212 nucleotides long. Its product is annotated as ly6/PLAUR domain-containing protein 6. Gene Ontology annotation, molecular function: acetylcholine receptor inhibitor activity. Gene Ontology annotation, biological process: positive regulation of canonical Wnt signaling pathway. The record is from RefSeq and is a predicted model, not a curated record. NCBI's taxonomy places the organism in Eukaryota, Metazoa, Chordata, Actinopteri, Centropomidae. Bases 209 to 730 code for a protein of 173 amino acids. The transcript is spliced from 5 exons.
GUGUAGAAAAUGUCACCAGAUGUUUAAACCGAUGUAAUUAUCAUGUCUCUGAUGGUAGUGACAUCACUGUGACGCUGCAGCACCCUCCUCCAUCUCAGCUUUCCUGAGCAGCAGCACAGCACUGAACACUGAGGAUGUAACUCUCCUGCGGGCUCAUCGAGGAAACACAGCCCGUGUUCCACUAAGUGCAUGAAGAUAACUGAGGCCAAUGAUGGAGGGCUGGCCAACAGUGACAUGGCUCCUGCUGAUGACGAACAUCGCCAACUGGCUAAAAACCGUCCAGUCACGGGACUUCACCAUGAAGGACAUCAUCCUGCUGCAUCCCUCAACUACACCUCAUCCUGGCGGCUUCAAGUGCUUCACGUGUCAAGACGCUGCAGAUAACUAUGAGUGUAACCGCUGGGCGCCGGAUGUGUACUGUCCGAAAGAUACUAGAUACUGUUACACGCUCCACAUGAUGGAUAACCGUGGAGACAGUGUGUCUGUGACCAAGCGUUGUGCAACUCUGGAGGACUGUCUGUUUACCGGCUGUGAUGAUAUCAUUGAUAAUGGCUACCAGGUGUGUCUGUCCUGCUGUGAGGGGAACAUCUGUAACGUGCUGGUGCCCAGGAAUGAGAGCAGCGCCAUUUUUACCUCCACCUCUCCUCUGCUCGGCUCCAGCAGGAGGCUUCACCCUGCAGCGCUGAGCUACAUCAUCAUCAGCAGUUUAUUUGUAGCUGGACAUGUUUGAGAGGGAAACUCAAUUGUGGGACUUCAUCAAAAACAACUGAAUAAAGGACACUUUUUGGGUAAAGGUGAAGAAACUGUUUCCUGUUCAGCUAGAUUAGACCAGAUCAGAACUGUACCACUUUCCCUUCAAAUUAAGUUUCCUUCCCCCUGUCAGACAAUGUUACAAUUUGUUUAAGCUUUUAUAUUAAUUUAUUUAUACUAAGCUGUAACAGUAUUAAAAUGACCGUGUUAUUGUUUAAACAUGUCAGUGUGUAUUAUUUGAGGUAUUAUUAAUAUUUAACUCAUAUGUUAAGGGUGUGUGGUCUAGGUUCUACCAGAGGCAGAAGGUAACAAAUACAUGGCUUGUUAGUAUCACUGAUAAAUGGCUGAAUGAUCUUACUGCAUGCAGGCCCAGGGCCCUGGAAUGAAACUCUAGCAUUUCUUGCUAGAAAGUCAAUCAAAUGAUGACAAAGAACUUCAAAAAGAUGCAACAUGACAAAGGAGAUGCUCAACCACAAGGAGAAGCAUUAAGAUUGAUAAGACGCCUGUGCUACAAAGCAACUCACAACCACCACAGUAACUACAAAGAGUCACAAAACGAACUGAAAAGACAUGUAAAACAACCACAAACAGAUGCACAAGGACUAAAAACAGAUGCAUACUGACCAGAAAGAGACACAAAAUAGAUGCAUGCAACUGAAAAGAGGCACAAAAUGACCAACAACCUCAAAAUGAAUGCAAAACAACCACCAAGGGACACACAUAAAGAAUUAAAAACAGGUGCAAAGUGACUACAUUCUGUAGGCUAUGUGGACUUACAGGUAGCAGCUAUUUAUUGAUAUUAUUCAUAUUAUCUUAGAAUACUUAAAUGUGUUUAUUUGGCUAAUUUAAACUGAGAAAAUAAUAUUUAUAUAAAUAAGUUAUGUUCAUAAUGUCCAGUUAUUUAUUAUUGCAGAGUACCACUACUUUAAAUUUGAGUCUUAAUGCAUUUUACUCAACUUACAAAUAAGCCUCCAGAAAAUAAAUGCAUGUUGAUAUGUCAGCAACAUAUGUGUGUGUGUGUGUGUGUGUGUUUGUCUGUGUGUGUGUGUGUGUGUGUGUGUGUAUCUGUGACCUCACAUUCUGAUGAUGUCACAGCCUGGCAACAGUGACAUUCUAUUUCUUUAUGAGUCAGGAGUCACUUCAAGACAGAACUAACUGACCUGUGCACAGUAAUUCAUCAAGAUAACCACAGAGGAAUAAGUCAGAGAAAAUACCAGAUUGUGCUUCAACGAAUUAAUCAUCGAUCAACAUGGAUAACGAAGGAGACCUGAGAUGCAGCGAUUUAGACGUCCAGCUGUUCACAUCAGCAAUCCUCGAACCAGUUAUCGCUUCAUUUCUAUCUAACAUUACGGAUGAGUAAGUAAAAGUUUUUAAGUCAACAGCAGAAAUUACAACUAAAAAUGUACAUGCAUUUAUACAUUGGUAUAAAUGAUUAUUUUACUUAAAUAUUUCUACUGUUUCA